Molecule: messenger RNA, 2019 nt
Organism: Ictalurus punctatus (channel catfish)
Lineage: Eukaryota; Metazoa; Chordata; Actinopteri; Siluriformes; Ictaluridae
Gene: noxo1b
Product: NADPH oxidase organizer 1b
Exons: 8
Coding region: 98-1468 (456 amino acids)
Biological process (GO): superoxide anion generation
Molecular function (GO): phosphatidylinositol binding; protein binding; superoxide-generating NADPH oxidase activator activity
Source: RefSeq, a predicted model, not a curated record
CAUAAACAAAGCAGCAGUUGUGUGAGGACAGUAACGGGUGGAGCAAAUAUUUAAGCCUUAACAGCCUGGUUACGAGCAACAUUCUGCGCAGAUCAUUAUGGAUGAGCCUCGCUAUCCUCUGCACGUCCGAAUAAUCGGCAUAAUGUGCAAAGGCAACAGCAAGUUGUACAUGGCAUCUGUGCUGUGGUCGGAUCAGACCGACGUGACUGUAUACAGGUCUCUCCAAGACUUCAAGCAACUUCACAGGCAACUAAAGAAGAAAUUUCCAGUGCAAAGUGCAUUUCGCCAUCAGGACAGACUGCUGCCCAGAUUUGGAGGUUUAAUGAUGAAGCUGAACUUCCAAAUGAAGACCCCGGCUCGGUGUGUGUAUCGAGUGAAUGCUCUGGAGCGCUACUGCACUGAGCUGCUGCGCUCUGAACCAACAGUCUCUCAGUCCUCCGAACUCAUUCAUUUCUUUAUUCCCAAGGAAGAAGAGCUGCAUCCUGAGUUUGCACACAACAGCGUAAUGAUUUUUCAACUAGAAGAUGAUCAGCCAAAAGUCAAUCUGAGCAAUAAGCGCCUCAGUGUUGGGAAUGUGUCCCAGCCAUUUGUCACCAAACUGUAUCGGUGUUUAGCGCCAUAUGAAACCAAGGACAUCAAGAACAGACCAUUUAGCGUGACUGUGGACGAAAUUCUGGAAGUACUCAUUAAAGAUCAAGCUGGAUGGUGGCUGGUAGAGAAUGAAAAGAAGUGUUUAGCCUGGUUUCCAGCUCCCUACUUGGAGUUGUGUGAGGAUGAAGAAGAGGGAGAAGAUGAGCUUGGCAGUGCAGGUGGCCAAACAGCUCUCUACUGUGCUGUAAGGAACUACACCUCUACUAUGACGGAUGAGCUAUCGGUGAACAUCGGAGCUGUGGUGGAGGUUAUUCAGAAGUCUAACAAUGGCUGGUGGCUCGCUAGAUAUCAUGGAAAGGCAGGCUAUGUGCCCUCUAUAUACCUGCAGCCAUACUCCAACCCUAUGAUUAGCAUGCAGAAAAAGUUGCACAGCUCCAACUUAAAUCUGUCCACUCUAUCUACUGUGCUGUCUCACCCCACCCACAAGUCCCACUUCCACAAGUCCCACUCUAUGGAGGUGUUCUCUGAGCCUCUGGGCCUCGGCGCUCCAGACCAACACAAUGAAUACAACAGCCGCAAGAGCAGCUUCAGUGAUGACAAUGACGUCUGCUCUAGCUCCUCUGGUUCUCUGGGCCUGAGUCUGUAUGGCUCUGUGGGGGAAGAGAACCUGAGACUGUCAGAGAAAGAUGCAGACUCGGACAGUCCUGACAGUGGUUUGUGCAUGGACCUUCAAAGCCCUACCAAUUCAGAAACCAGCAGCCCUUUCAAACUGUACCCACAGGUGCCCCCUCGUCCACAAACCCAGGAGAUCCUCAACCGCUGUACCACCUACACCCGCAAAGCAGCCCUGGAAACCCAAGCUCGUCUGUUUUUAUAGAACUGAGAUUCAGGCCCAGUAAAAGACAAGUCAAAAUUAUUUAAAGAGAUGUUUUGCAAUCCUGGACUGCUCUCAUGCUAAUGCAUGAUGCUAUUAUGUCUGGUACAGUGACUAUGGAUGAAUACCUUCAUGUCUGAACCAAUUUUUAAAACUAUGAAUAUGAGCACUCAACCAAUUAUUAUGCAUAUAUUUUCCUUCCCUUAUCUGAUUACAUGCUACUCCAAUUAUCCUGUUGAACAGAACGGCAGCGUAAAUACUAACGUACGCAGUGAACAUUAUUGCAUCAUCCACUUACUUCCACUGGUAAAACUAGUUCUAUUCUAAAGAUAGGUUCAAUAAUAAUAUGUUUUCCUUUCUUUUUCACAGUCACUUGUCAUGUUUUAUAAUAGACCUGUCGAGGUGUCAGAGAAAGCAGGCCGGUAACUAUUAUAUAAAAUAUUUUAGAUUGUUUCCCCAUAAGCUGUACUAUGUUUUUCAACAUUGUCUGUCUGUAUUCCAGAUGUUAAUUCACAGUACAUUGGCUUCGAAUAAAAUUAUAAAACAUGAAACUA